This is a messenger RNA of Pygocentrus nattereri (red-bellied piranha), 2146 nucleotides long. RefSeq lists its product as uncharacterized. The transcript has 9 exons. Bases 907 to 1998 code for a protein of 363 amino acids. NCBI's taxonomy places the organism in Eukaryota, Metazoa, Chordata, Actinopteri, Characiformes, Serrasalmidae. The record is from RefSeq and is a predicted model, not a curated record.
UUAAUUAAUAAACUAUGAGAGUUUAAUAGUUUCAUAGUUUAGGGUUUGUUCGGUUUGUUUUUGGCUACUUUUUUCUGAUGUGUGGAGACAAACGUAAUUUUCACCUAAACGUAUUCCUUCUUUUAUUCUCUGUUUCUGGUUCUUCUCAGGUUCUGAUAUGCCUAAAUGAACUGAUUAGUAUCCAAGCUCAAAUAAUGAUGGAUUUUACAUCUUCAGAAGUGAUGUGCGAGGUUGCCAAUUUAACAAAGGAAUUUACUUUUAGUCAUUCUUGUUCGUUUUAGUUAACCUCACUUGUAACAGGAAUUCAUUCAUAAUAGACCACGUAUGGAAACAUCCCAAUAUAUGUAUGUAUUUAGUUAACAAGAAUGUGCUCAGACAAAGACUCUUACUGUGAAGUUCUGGUUGCAUUGGUAAGGUUGCUAUCCAAUUUGAGCGCGAUUGCGACCAUCGAUAUCAAGGUUUUGAAGCAAAGAUCGUUUAAGGGAGGGGCUAAGUUAGGGCACUACAUUUCAUACAGCCUCAUUUAUGAAAGCUAAUGCAUUGAAGUGAAAGUGAGCGCCCCCCAUCUUUCGGACUGUGUGCACUUCCGCCCGAUCCUCUGGACACGGAACCACAGCUCGCUUUUCCCUCCACACGACCUUUCAGAUCCCUCCUCACAUCCAUCUAUCUCUCUAUCCUUUAUAGCGACCCAACGACACUUUUAAGAGCCACUCGUCUGUCUGUCUAUCCAUACAUCCGUUUAUAAUCUGAUUAUAGAUAAUCAAUUUGUCUAUCUACCUAUCUGUUUGUCUAUCUAUAUAUCUAUCUGUCUAUCUCUCUAUCUACUUACCUACCUACCUCUCUGUCGUUCUACCUUUUUGGCUUUCUUUCUGGCUGUUCAUCUGUCUGUCUGGCUGACUGGAUACCAUGCCAGGUUCAACCCAAAAGACCUGCCAGUCAUGCAAGGCACAAAUAAAUGUUGGCUGUAAACACUGCAAGCUGUGUGGGGCUUCUCAGCCCCAGAAAGUGAAAUUGCAGCAGGCCAAAGACAAAGCAUCAAAGGAAUGGGCCCAAAAAAUGUUGAAUGGAAGAAACACCUCAAAGCUGAUAAAUUCCACCAAUCUUCUACUCCACAAGUUUCACAUGUUGGGUUAUUACCCCCUUCUUCUUCUUGGGAGGAGGAAGACGAGGCAGGCCACAAAUUUUAGGGCAGAUGUUUUUUAUCCUCAGCAGUUUUCUUCAGAAAUGGAGAGGACAUCAAUUUCUACAAUUCGUUUGCUGUAUGAAGGUCUUCUAAAAGUGGCUCUUAAUCCAGAAGCCAACCCCAACUCUUCAAAUGCUCCUGAGACCAACACCAGCUCUGCCCAUACUCCUGAGACCAACACCAGCUUUUCACAUGCUCCUGAGACCAACUUCAGCUGUUCAGAUGGUCCUACAGAGAACCCCAGCUCUUCAGUUGCUCCCCUUCAUACUGAACCUACAUACACCUUAAUUCUUACUCCUGUUACAUCUGAAAAGGAAAAUUCCACAGUGGUUCUUAAUCUGGAAGUCAACCCCAGCUCUUCAGAUGAUCCUGAGACCAGCCCCAUCUGUUCAGAUGCUCCUGAGACCAGCCCCUUCUCUUCAGAUGGUCCUGAGGCUAGCCCCAGCUUUUCAGCUCCUCCUGAGCCCCGCAGCAGCUCUUUAGAUGAACUCAAUCCAAUUCUCUCCCCUGUUACAUCUGGAAAUGGGAAUUCCACAGACAAGUACCCCUGCAAGAAAAGAACACAAGAAGUAACACCAAAUGUGUCCAGCUCGACAUUUAAUCGUACUUUUCCCUGCAAGAAAAGAAGAAUAAAGAUCAACCCAAGUGAAUGCCCUGUCCACACUAUGGCUGACACCUACCCAGUCCAAAAAAUUUUAUCACAGAGGGUAUCAAAAGAGGGCACAAAAGAGGUCAAAGUCCGUUGGCAGCAGUGUUCUGGGUGUGGCAUCAAGUGGAAAGACACAUGGGAGCCUUUCAACGAGAUAUUCCCGUAGUAAUGAUUUGAAAUAAUACUCUAAAUUAUUCAUUUUGGAAUUUUGAUGUUUAGCAUAACUAUUUCUAGGUGAUGUGUUAUUUAUUCAUCAUUACCCUUGUCAUUCAUAAGGUUAUUAUUGUUCAAUAAAGAUAUUGUGCAACAUCUUA